GGCUGGACGCGGGGCUGCCCGUCCCGGGCGCUCCGUGCGGCCGCUGCCGGCGGGAGCUCCGGAGCAGAGCGGGCCGGGCGGGUGCCGGCGGCGGCCUGUGGCUCGGCACUCGCCGAGCUGAGCUCUGACGAAGACUCUGGAGCACAGGUCCUGUGAGGAGCGGCCGAGGGUGUUUAGCCUGGAGAAAAGGAGACUUGGGGGCGGCUUCUGGAUUUCUGCAAAUGCCUGAAAGGAGGCUGUGGGCAGGGGGAGGUCGGUCUCCUCUCCCAGGCAACCAGGAGACAGAGCUUUAAGCUGCACCACGGGAGGUUUGGGUUGGGCAUUCACGGGAAGGGUGACGAAACAUCGGAAUGGACUGCCCAGGGAGGUGGUUCAGUCACUGUCCCUGGAGGUGCUUUAGGAAAGACUGGAUGUGGCACUUGUGCCAUGGUCUAGUUGACAAGGUGCUGUUUGGUCAUAGGUUGAACUCGGUGGUGUCUGAGCUCUUUUCCAACUUAAUUGAUCUUGUGAUUCCGUGACUGCGGGAUGUGCCGCAAGGUAGUGGGAAAACGGCUUGGAAAACUCUGUUCUCAUGAGCAGCGAGCAAGUUUCCAGCAGCUGUGUGUUGUACCUGUUACUAGCGGAAGAGGAGGAGGAGGAUGGGGUGCCUCUAACCAGAGAUACAGCAAUGUUAUCCAGCCAUCUUCAUUCAAGUCUGAUACAUGGGGUGGCAGCAGAGAUCACGGAAGAGGAUUUUUUGGCUCCUCUGACUUUGGAUCAUCAGGCGGCAGCAGCAGAAAUGCAGACUUUUCCCAGAACAGGUUCUCUGCCUUAGCCAACAGUCAGAGUGUCGCUGAUGGCUCUAAAGAUGAAGAGGAGAGACUUCUAGAAUGUGUAGUGAAAGACAUGGAAAUUUGGGAAUCUUCUGGACAAUGGAUAUUUUCAUGUUACUCACCAAUGAAAGAAAAGCCGAACGUCUCAGGCUUUUCAGAUGUCUCACCAGAAGAGCUGCGUCUGGAGUAUUAUGACAGCAGAGCAAACAAUAUCAUUGGGAAUUAUAUGGAUGCUGUCCAGAAGUUAGCACUACAAUGGAAAAAUCGGCUACUUCAGUUGAAAGCUUUAAAUGCAUCAACAAAAGCAGCUUUGCUCUCUGCUUUCAAGACCACGGGCACUCAAGCAGCACCUGCCUUUGGAAUGGGAGGACAGCAAACCUCAGGCUUUGGGCUGUCAAACUUUCCUGUAAGCAGCAGCAGCAGCAGUACCAGUGCAAGCAGUUUCUCCUUUAAAGCCAGCUCCAGCCUCAUCAGUUCAACAUCAUCUGGGAGCAGCCCUGCUGCUGGGAGCUCUUCUGCUGCUGCAAAUCCCCCUGCAUUUGGGACAGCAUCCUCUCCCAGCACACCCCAAUCCCUUGGCUUUGGCAGCCCGGCCACUCCAUCCGCAGCCUCCUUCUCCUUCAAAGCAGCUGCCCCGGCUGGUGGCUUUGGGACUUCUGGCUUCUCAGGCUUUGGCAGUGCUUCUGCUGUGAACUCUGCAAGCACCACUCCAGCAGCCUUUGGAGCCUUUGGUGCCACCGUAGCCCCUUCUGGCUCGCCUUCCAGCGGUGCUUUAUUUGGACAGCGCGCCAGUGCCUCUGGGCAUCCUGUCACCUCAGCAUCUGCUGCAGCCACCAACUCCAGCCCUGCCUCAGAGAAGUUAUUCACACCCAAGAGCGAACUGUCAGCUGAAGAGUGGCAACAGUUUGAAGCAAAGGAGUUCACAAUUGGAAAGAUUCCUCUUAAGCCACCACCAUUAGAACUUUUAAAUGCUUUCGACCUUUUAAGUUUAUUCAGAAGUAACAUGUUUUGAAAUGAAAUAAAAUGCUACUUUGAACUUUUGUUUCAUCUCUCAAGUCUCCUGCAGGAAUAAAAUUACAAGUAUAAACAUGUGGACAUUGUAUUUUAUAAUUUCCUGGUUAUUUUGGGACAAACUUUUUACAUCUGAGAAAUGAACUAUUAAAAAUAAAAUGGAACAUUUUCUUCUA
Motacilla alba alba is the source of this 1999-nucleotide messenger RNA. Its product is annotated as nucleoporin NUP42-like. Gene Ontology annotation, molecular function: nuclear export signal receptor activity; metal ion binding. The transcript has 7 exons. Gene Ontology annotation, cellular component: nuclear envelope. Lineage: Eukaryota; Metazoa; Chordata; Aves; Passeriformes; Motacillidae. The coding region runs from base 526 to 1824 and encodes 432 amino acids. The record is from RefSeq and is a predicted model, not a curated record.